Molecule: messenger RNA, 892 nt
Organism: Triticum aestivum (bread wheat)
Lineage: Eukaryota; Viridiplantae; Streptophyta; Magnoliopsida; Poales; Poaceae
Exons: 2
Coding region: 149-574 (141 amino acids)
Source: RefSeq, a predicted model, not a curated record
CGUUCCUCCUCCCCAAAACCCCUCUCACCACCAUCCAGUCUCUCUCCAAAUCUUGGGACACAAAGGCCACCGUACUGAAAUAUAGAUUGACAGAGGCGGGGCGGGAACCAGCGAGCGAGCGAGCUCGGCACGGACCCGGUCCGACGAGAUGCUCAAGGAGCGGCAGAGGAGCAUUGUGCUGCGCCGGAAGUUCAGCGUGGCGUCCAUUCCGUCGGCGGCGAGGCGGGUGCGCCAGGUGAGCGGCGACGACAAGAAGGCACGCGCGCGGCCGAUCUUUUUUGUGUCGGCUAACACCGUGAAGAUGAGCGCUGGAGGCGGCGCCACCCCCUAUCUAAAGAGGGACACCUUUGCCGGGCUGUGGAUGGCGGCAGCGUUCCUGGCGGCCUGCGGCAUCUGCCGCAAACCCCUCGCCGGCGAAGACGCCUACAUUUACAGGGGCAAAUUUGCAUUCUGCAGUGAUGAGUGCAGGGAGCUGUACAUCAAAUGGAAAAGGGUGUGCUCCCUCAGAUCCCGCAAGAAGGCCCCGUCGAACAAGUCCGGCAGCAGCAAGGGCUCGUGCGGCGGGCCAGGCUAACCCAAUAGAUUAUACUAGCUCCUAGUGAUGUGCCAUACAUAUAUGUGGUACAAUCUUCACCAUAUUUAAACCGUCCGUCCAUGUAUACAAGCUACCAGUCUCGAAUAAUGGUCGGUUACAUCCCAUUUCAUGAAUCAGUUUCACCGCUUUGUUGCUGAUAUGGAGCUGCGAGAUAUUUACCUCCAUAGUCGACAGUGUACUCGGUCUAACGAGCAUGACAACCCACCCUCAUGCACAAUGACCAUGUUCUCUGUAUGCCAAGUUGAGAGGUCUUGCACCCAUACUGUAGGCUGUGCAGCUUGGCCUCGACCACCCUAA